CGCUUUAUAACCGCAGUAAUAUCUUGGCAAGUUUUAUUUUUUUUUGUUUAAAAAUAUAUAAAUAUUCGUAUAUAAAAGGAGGAUAUUGUGUAUAAACAGAUUUAUUUUCAUACAAUACUUUUUUUUUUUAUUUGAAAAAAAAUAUAAAUGUCUUUUGUUACAGUUGUUGUGUCUUUUGAUAUUGAAAAAGAACCUAUUCAAUUUAAAUUUCUUUCAGAUAAAUUGACUUGGGAUAACCUUGUUCAUGUAGUUCAAUCUUCUACAAAUUCAUUGACAGAUCCUUUAGUUCUUUAUUACAAGGCUUCGUAUGAUUCUGAGGUAAUCGAAUCUUUAGAAAAUCAGGAACAAUUAAACCAACUUUUGACUCAUCGUCCUAGUCAAAGUAGUGCUAGUUUACAUCUUUAUGGCUCUAGAGAACAGGUCAAAUUACCUGUCUUUGUCUCUUCUGUUGCAGCAUUUAAACGUCUUGGUGAGCUGGUCGAAGAACAUAAGGAGUUGAUUCAAUCUAGUCAUCGUAUUGCUCGCUGGGUAAGCCACUUAGCCUGGUUCAUUUCAAUGAAUGACAGUAGUAAAGAGUUUGAUUCAGCAUUCAAAUUAUUGGAAGAAUUAAUUGAAAGAAAAAAGAAGCUAGGUCUACAUUCCAAUCAAAAUCAUGAUAUACUUUCUGCUGCUGAAGAUGGUAAAGAGUCUCAUAACUAUUGCUCUGAUUUAAAGGAUUCUGACUCUCGUCUUGAGCGUUUAUGGCGAGGUCCCUUUGGCCAUGGUCGCAAACAUUAUAAAGACUCUUUGAAUGACGAUGAAUUCUCUAGAUUUGGCAAAGAUUUUUGGAAGCAUAGACGCCAUCACCAUCAUCACUCACCUGCCUUUGAUGAAGAAGACUUCUUUUUCAGACCACGAAGUUUCAUGUUUGGCGGUCAUCAUGGUGGUCCUUUUGGUGGUCCCUUUGGUGGUCCCUUUGGUGGUCCUUUUGAUGGUCCUUUUGAUGGCCCUCGCGGCGGCCCCUUUAGUGGUCAUCAUGGUAGUCCCUUAGGUCAUCCUCAUGGUGGUCCUCAUGGUGGUCCUCAUGGUGGUCCUCAUGGUGGU
This is a messenger RNA of Cokeromyces recurvatus, 1083 nucleotides long. RefSeq lists its product as uncharacterized. The record is from RefSeq and is a predicted model, not a curated record. The annotation marks the transcript as partial. NCBI's taxonomy places the organism in Eukaryota, Fungi, Mucoromycota, Mucoromycetes, Mucorales, Mucoraceae. The transcript has a single exon.